CGCAUGCACACUGGACGGAAUAUAAAAGAGCAGCAGAGCCCGUCCCCACUCUUCCUUUCCACUCAUCUCAGAACAGUUUCUCGGCAGCUUAUUCUUCGCACGUUCUACUUGCCUCGAUCAAGCUUCGCUUACAUUCACAACCGUACUCGCACACAUCCAACUUCGCUUCCUCUCUGCACGUUCAGCUCGAUACGCCGCAUACUUCGGUACCAUACGCUGUCAGCUUCUGCUCAAUUGGAACCCUCUGUCUUUUUACGAUCCUCGUACUUCAGAACGGAAAUCCGAGUCAACCCCGAUAUCAUCAAAUUUCUCGUUACUCAGACUGAUUUCGGACUCGACCCCGUAAUCAGCAUUCACACAUCUUUCAUUUCAUUGAAACAUACAAGAUGUCGGCAAUUAUCCGCACAAUUGGCCUUGAGCCUACUCUUUUCUCCUCGGAGACUCUGAUCUCCUCCAGCUCCUCCGAGCCCACCUCCGCCGAAACCACUAACCCGGCCAGCUACCACCUUGAUAUCGACGAGCUUCUUCGUGUGUACCAUCACCUCAUCGACGAUGGUGCUGUCUCGGCAUCUACCACUCUUGAAAGCGCCAGCGCUCUGUUAGAGCUUCACGGCCAGCCCCAGCCAAGGCUUGAGUCUCUGUCGCCUACCUCUAGUUCCGACGACUCCCUCAUUCUUUUGUUGCCGGAAUUCGCUUUGCCCAUGUUCGAAAUUCGUUCGCCCAGGACCCAGUCUCCGGCCUCCGUGGGACUGAUGGACCUCCCGGUCCCGGUCCUGAUUGACCAGCCUAUCCCGGUCGAUAGCGACGAGAUCAUCAUCGUUGAUGAUGUUCCGGAGCACGCUAUCGCGCUUCGCAACGAUCACAGUGCUUUGCAGGGCAUUGAUCCCGAACAGCUUAUGGCUGCCGAACUACUCUUGAACAUCAAAAACCCUCGCAUCGGCAACAAGAUCUUCAGCGGCGGUGCACGUAUUGCCAGUUAUGACCAUUCGACGGGCGUCGUCGUAAAAAACACUGGCUCUCAUGUCGCUGCCUCUGCUGAGGACUUCCAAGGUCAAUCCGAUGAAGAGAGUUCCGAUGAUGAAGAUGAACACCAACGCUAUAAUGAACACGAAACCGAAUGCACCACCGAAGAUAGCAAGACCGUCGACGUCGUGAGCAGCAGCAGUGACGAAGCCGUUGACUCCGACGCAAGCGGGGGAACCACUGACUCGGAAAACGAUGUGCUGGAACGUAGCUUCAUUGAAAACGCCCAGCGUCCCAGGUCGGCACGCAGCUGGAACCCCUACGAACACAAACGAGAACAUCCGAUUCAACCACGCGGUAGUUACAAGCGACGCAGAUCCAGCGGCGACGAAUCAGACAGCAGCGAAGACGAAGUCAUUCUGCCGCCGGGCUGGACGGACCUCGGUGACUACCUGGCCUCUAAGGAGUUUCACCACAGCCGCGAGCCGCUCGUGGUGAACCUUAAACGGAAGUCGCAUCGUUCCCGCAAGCCCACUGAUAAAGCCAAAGAGGAACAAGAGCGUAAGCGACAGAAAUGCAACCCGAAGGCUCCAUCUCCAAGGGCCCGCGCCCCCGCCCGCAAGCCGACCACCCGCUCCUCUACGAAAGCCUCCACACCAAAGAAGGCGGCGCCGGCGGGACCGUCGACUCGACCAUCGAAAGCAGCGACGAGUCCCCAGUCGCCGCAAACACCCGCCAUCACACCCAACAAGCGCAAGCGUGCCGCGCCAACAAGCACUGAAGAGUCCCCGCCACCAGCUGCCGGCCCGUCAUCGCCUGCGGCCGGGUCGGGGACGCCCAGACCCACAAAGAGAGCUCGCACCAAGAGAGCACCAAUGCCGUCAACGCCACCCACAGCACCGGCUGCGCCCGCGACCCCGCCGCGCUCUGGUGGAAGAGGUCGGGGUGCGGCGGCUGGUGGGGCAUCGAGGACGGCCUCUGAUGACCCCAGGGUGUGCCACUACUGCGGGGCCGAUUCCACCCCGAUGUGGAGACACGGCCCGGCAUCGCACAAAGAUCUGUGCAACAAGUGCGGAGUGAAGUACCUCAGGAAGGCUAUCCUGCAGGACACCCAGGCCGAAGAGUAGACGGCCUCGGCAAUGUAUAUAUCAACACAAGACGACGAUCCGGGAAACCAUGUACCUAC
Molecule: messenger RNA, 2149 nt
Organism: Fimicolochytrium jonesii
Lineage: Eukaryota; Fungi; Chytridiomycota; Chytridiomycetes; Spizellomycetales; Powellomycetaceae
Exons: 3
Coding region: 387-2090 (567 amino acids)
Biological process (GO): regulation of DNA-templated transcription
Molecular function (GO): sequence-specific DNA binding; zinc ion binding
Source: RefSeq, a predicted model, not a curated record